CUGCUGCUACUGCUCUGCAAUGUGGGGUCCCGUGGCUUCCCAGUAGCUCCAAAACUGCAAGAAGAGGACGCGGAGUUGGUCCAGAAAUACCUGGACAGCUACUAUAACUUGAACAACGUGGGGCCACAAACUGGAAAACAAAAAAGGAGCGUGGAUAGCCUGGUUGAAAGCCUGGAAGAAAUGCAGAAAUUCUUUGGGCUGAACGUGACUGGGAAGGUGGAUAAGGAAACCCUGGAUGUGAUGAGGCAGCCCCGGUGUGGGGUGCCUGAUGUGGCCUGGUUCAGCACCAUGCCCGGGGGCUCCAUUUGGAGAACACACAAUCUGACUUACAGGGUUGUAAGUUACACACCGUAUUUGCCAAGAUCAGCUGUGGAUGACGUCUUUGAGAAAGCCUUUCAACUCUGGAGUGAUUUCUCGCCCCUGACAUUCACCAAGAUCUUUUCCGGGGAAGCAGACAUAAUGAUCAGCUUUCUGAGAGGAGACCAUGGUGACAACAACCCCUUUGACGGACCUGGAGACAGACUCGCUCACGCUUUCGCACCAGGCCCGCGACUCGGAGGAGACGCUCACUUCGAUGUAGACGAGACAUGGACCGUUGAGCCGUGGACUGAGGAUUAUAGCAGGUAUAACUUGUUAUAUGCUGCGGCUCACGAGUUCGGCCACUCUCUCGGCCUGGGACACUCUUCCGACAUCUCGUCCUUAAUGUACCCCACCUAUCAGCUCACCAGCGAAGUCCUCCUGGGAGAAGAUGAUGUCAAUGGCAUCCAGUCACUAUAUGGUGAGAAGCAGAGACCUCCCAUCAAUCCCAGCAUCAGAAAAACCGUAAUAGCCCCCAAGGUGUGUGACAGGGACUUAACCUUUAAUGCUGUAACUACAGUUCGGGGAGAAAUAAUGUUCUUUAAAGACAGGUUCUACAUUCGUCCAAUGAACAACUACCUGGAAGAAGAAGUCAAUUACAUCUCUGUGUUCUGGUCACAUCUGCCAUCUGAGAUUGAUGCUGCUUAUGAAUUUCAAGAGGAAGAUAUAGUCCUGUUCUUCAAGGGUAGCAAGUACUGGGUUGUUCAGGAGCUGAAUGAGCUGGCUGGGUAUCCCAAGGACAUCUACAGCUCCUUUGGCUUCCCGAGGACUGUGAAGAAAAUCGAUGCAGCUGCUUCUGACGAAUACACUGGAAAAACAUACUUCUUCGUUGCUGACCAGUACUGGAGGUAUGAUGAAAGGCAACGAUCCAUGGAUGAAGGUUAUCCUAAAAUGAUAGCAGAUGACUUUCCUGGAAUUGGCGACAAAAUCGACGCGGCUUUCUACAAAAAUGGAAUUUUUUAUUUCUUUCAUGGAACAGAGCAAUACAAUUUUAAUCCCAAAACAAAGGAAGUGAGGGUCCUGAGAACGAACAGCUGGUUCAACUGCUGA
Messenger RNA from Octodon degus (degu), 1407 nucleotides. RefSeq names its product matrix metallopeptidase 1 (gene Mmp1). Gene Ontology annotation, cellular component: extracellular matrix. The coding region runs from base 181 to 1407 and encodes 408 amino acids. Gene Ontology annotation, molecular function: zinc ion binding; metalloendopeptidase activity. Lineage: Eukaryota; Metazoa; Chordata; Mammalia; Rodentia; Octodontidae. Gene Ontology annotation, biological process: extracellular matrix organization; proteolysis; collagen catabolic process. The record is from RefSeq and is a predicted model, not a curated record. The transcript has 10 exons.